GCCAGCGCGGCGGUUGGGAGCGUCGCGAGCGGCCGGGGAGUGACCGCCGGGCCUGAGGGGAGGGGCCGCCGGGCCAGCAGCAUGGCGCCUGGGUGCGAGCCGCCGCCGCCACCGCCGCCUCAGCCGCCCGCCGCCAUCGCCUCAGCGCCGGGGCUCUUCCGCCGCCUCGUCCUGCCGGCCUGACGGCGACGGCGGGAGCGAGCGGGACCGUCUGGGAGAGGAGACCGCGACGGGAGGGCGAGAAGGGAGGGGGAGAAGGGGGCGCCCGCCCGCCCAGCCUCCCCGCCCGCCCGGCCGGCCGGCCGGCCAUGGAGCUCGCCAAGCCGGUCUUCCCCGCGCUGCCGCAGCCCAAAGACGACUCGGAGGACUGGACAUAUCCAAUGAGAAGAGAGAUGCAGGAAAUAUUACCUGGGUUGUUCUUAGGCCCGUAUUCUUCAGCUAUGAAAAGCAAGCUACCUAUACUUCAGAAACACGGGAUUACCCACGUAAUAUGCAUACGGCAAAAUAUCGAAGCAAACUUUAUCAAACCAAACUUCCAGCAAUUAUUUCGGUAUUUAGUCUUGGAUAUUGCAGAUAAUCCCAUUGAAAAUAUAAUAAGAUUUUUCCCUAUGACUAAGGAAUUUAUUGAUGGCAGUUUACAAACUGGAGGAAAAGUUCUUGUCCACGGGAACGCGGGGAUUUCCAGAAGUGCUGCCUUAGUUAUUGCAUACAUUAUGGAAACAUUUGGGGUGAAGUACAGGGAUGCAUUUACAUACGUGCAAGAAAGAAGGUUCUGCAUUAAUCCCAAUGCUGGAUUUGUUCAUCAACUUCAGGAAUACGAAGCCAUCUAUCUCGCUAAGCUAACCAUCCAGAUGAUGUCGCCUCGGCAGCUGGAGCGAUCACUGUCUGUUGCUACAGGAAGUUUGAAACGGACUCACGAAGAGGACGAAGAAGUCAGCAAUAUGCAAGCAGCGACCCAAAACGGCUGAGGCCGAGGACCCCACGGAGUUGUGGCCUGGGGAUUCCCAUCCCAUGACAGCUGCUAAUUUCAGCAGGUUGGACAUUUAAAGGCCGGGGGGGCGGGGAAAGGACACCGAAGCUCGACCUUCUGAUGCAAACCUGCCCCUCAGUAGCACACCAGGCAGGAUUUUAUGAUAUCGGACUCCUGGACUGACCGGAUGGCACUGAUUGUUUUACUCCUUUUUUUUUUUACACUUUAUAGUUUUACCCUAAACCAAGAACUUUUUUUGGACUUGCAAAGAGGUAUUAUUGCAAUAAUGCACUUUUCAUACUUGAAAUUUCUUUAUUUGAUAAAGUUAUUACUUUAAACAAACGCAAGUUUGGGUGGGGAGGAUUUGUUUAUAAAGUUAUUUGUGUAAUUUAUAACAAAAAGUCUUUAGUAAAAUAAUAAAAAAAACCUUCUUAAA
Sphaerodactylus townsendi is the source of this 1406-nucleotide messenger RNA. RefSeq names its product serine/threonine/tyrosine interacting protein (gene STYX). Gene Ontology annotation, cellular component: cytoplasm; nucleoplasm. Gene Ontology annotation, biological process: regulation of ERK1 and ERK2 cascade; negative regulation of protein binding; protein dephosphorylation. The coding region runs from base 309 to 968 and encodes 219 amino acids. Lineage: Eukaryota; Metazoa; Chordata; Lepidosauria; Squamata; Sphaerodactylidae. The transcript is spliced from 11 exons. The record is from RefSeq and is a predicted model, not a curated record. Gene Ontology annotation, molecular function: F-box domain binding; protein tyrosine/serine/threonine phosphatase activity.